Molecule: messenger RNA, 418 nt
Organism: Arachis ipaensis
Lineage: Eukaryota; Viridiplantae; Streptophyta; Magnoliopsida; Fabales; Fabaceae
Source: RefSeq, a predicted model, not a curated record
AACUGCAUACCCAUAUUAUAAUUCUAUGUUUUCAAUAAUGUUAGGCACUGAACUUGAACCCCAACAACAAUUUGACACAUCCAACAAGUUAAUCAAAUCCUUAAAACAACAUAAUUUCAUUCCUGAUUUGGUGAAUGGCAGAAAAGCUUUACCUGAUGAAGAGACUCUACUUUUGGCUUCAUGUAACUAUGAAACUAACACUAAAUGGGGUCAAGAGAUUGGAUUCUUGUAUGGUACUGUAUGUGAAGAUGUUCACACUGGAUUCAUGCUGAAUUGCAACGGUCGAAAUUCAGUUUUUUGUGAUCCAGCUAAGCCACAGUUCCUUCGAAAUAGUACAACUAACCUGAAUGAAUUGCUAAUUCAAGGAACAAGAUGGGAUUCUGGUCUGCUUGACAUUGGUUGAAGCAGGUUCUGGCCU